CAGCACAGAGCGGGCAAGGCCAGGCAGGCCAUGGGGCGCUGGGCGCUACUGCCCAGCUGGGUUUCUGCUACGCUGCUGCUGGCUCUGGCCGCUCUGCCCGCAGCCCUGGCCGCCAACAGCAGUGGUCGAUGGUGGGGCAUCGUGAACGUGGCUUCCUCCACGAACCUGCUGACCGAUUCCAAGAGUUUGCAGCUGGUGCUGGAGCCCAGCCUGCAGCUGUUGAGCCGCAAACAGCGGAGGCUGAUCCGCCAGAACCCGGGGAUCCUGCACAGCGUGAGCGGGGGGCUGCAGAGUGCCGUGCGCGAAUGCAAGUGGCAGUUCCGGAACCGCCGCUGGAACUGUCCCACGGCUCCGGGGCCCCACCUCUUCGGCAAGAUUGUCAACCGAGGGUGCCGGGAAACAGCGUUCAUUUUCGCUAUCACCUCAGCCGGGGUCACGCAUUCAGUGGCGCGCUCCUGCUCCGAGGGCUCCAUCGAGUCCUGCACAUGCGACUAUCGGAGGCGCGGUCCUGGGGGCCCAGAUUGGCAUUGGGGGGGAUGCAGCGACAACAUUGACUUCGGCCGCCUCUUUGGUAGAGAGUUUGUGGACUCUGGGGAGAAAGGACGGGACCUGCGCUUCCUCAUGAACCUUCACAACAAUGAGGCCGGCCGAACGACCGUGUUCUCUGAGAUGCGCCAGGAGUGCAAGUGCCACGGGAUGUCCGGCUCGUGCACUGUGCGCACGUGCUGGAUGCGCCUACCCACGCUGCGCGCCGUGGGCGACGUGCUGCGCGACCGCUUCGAUGGCGCCUCGCGCGUCCUCUACGGCAACCGCGGCAAUAACCGUGCCUCGAGGGCGGAGCUGCUGCGCCUCGAGCCAGAGGACCCCGCGCACAAGCCGCCCUCCCCUCACGACCUCGUCUACUUUGAGAAAUCACCCAACUUCUGCACGUACAGCGGACGCCUGGGCACAGCGGGCACGGCGGGACGCGCCUGCAACAGCUCGUCGCCCGCGCUGGACGGCUGUGAGCUGCUCUGCUGUGGCCGGGGUCACCGCACGCGCACGCAGCGCGUCACGGAGCGCUGCAACUGCACCUUCCACUGGUGCUGCCACGUCAGCUGCCGCAACUGUACGCACACGCGCGUCCUUCACGAGUGUCUCUGAGGUGCAGCGCGGACUCGCCCCC
Elephantulus edwardii (Cape elephant shrew) is the source of this 1165-nucleotide messenger RNA. RefSeq names its product wingless-type MMTV integration site family, member 1 (gene WNT1). The record is from RefSeq and is a predicted model, not a curated record. The transcript has 4 exons. Gene Ontology annotation, molecular function: frizzled binding; cytokine activity. Gene Ontology annotation, cellular component: extracellular region. NCBI's taxonomy places the organism in Eukaryota, Metazoa, Chordata, Mammalia, Macroscelidea, Macroscelididae. Gene Ontology annotation, biological process: cell fate commitment; neuron differentiation; canonical Wnt signaling pathway. Bases 31 to 1143 code for a protein of 370 amino acids.